Molecule: messenger RNA, 294 nt
Organism: Didymodactylos carnosus
Lineage: Eukaryota; Metazoa; Rotifera; Eurotatoria; Philodinida; Philodinidae
Source: the annotation of a GenBank genome assembly
AUGUGGUCCGCAGACGAUCUACAAGUUACGCCAAAGCCGCCGGAAAAUGAAGAAGAUGCAUUUUUCCGCAGUCAGGGUAAAAUGGCUAUAACUGUUUUUCUAACAACGCUACAGACUUGCGGUUUUCACCGUUCAGUUCAGCUUGCUGAGCUCUAUAAUGCACUUCCUGAUCCUGUUCCAAAUCCAACACCUACACAAUCACCGACAUUAACAUUCAUCAUACCAGAGGGUAAAACAAAUGUUUGUGGCGUUCCUACUACAUUCGUAAUAGUACUCGGUGGCACCGUAUAUUGA